Molecule: messenger RNA, 430 nt
Organism: Phytophthora sojae
Lineage: Eukaryota; Oomycota; Peronosporomycetes; Peronosporales; Peronosporaceae
Exons: 1
Coding region: 1-393 (130 amino acids)
Source: RefSeq, a predicted model, not a curated record
AUGCUGUGGGCAUCGGGCUUGCCGGGCCGGUACUGGGGCGACUCGGUCAAGUACGAGUCGAACAUACGCAACCGAGUCCCAACCAGAGCCAACGCUGACAACCGAGCCCCACUCGACGUAAUCGCCGGCAAGACUUCGAAGGUGGCUCAUAUUCUGCGGUUUGACUCGACUUGCACAACCCAUGUCGCUCACAAGAAGGCUGCGUCGGUGAAGCGCCGGGCUGAGAAGGCCGUGGUGAUCGGGAUCAGCGAAACCCAGAAGGGGUACCGCUUGUUCCUAUCGCGGACAAGGAAGAUCAUCACAAGUGCAGAUGUGCAGAACAUCUGCAGCGGGGCUGCUGUAGCUUUGCGUCAGAGGAAGCUUAAUAGACUCACAGAUCUCAGCUUAAGAUAGCCCGUUCUAAUACCAGACCGUACACCUUACGGACUCC